This is a messenger RNA of Budorcas taxicolor (takin), 5826 nucleotides long. It is a transcript of the gene ALAD, whose product is annotated as aminolevulinate dehydratase. Gene Ontology annotation, molecular function: porphobilinogen synthase activity; zinc ion binding. The transcript has 12 exons. The record is from RefSeq and is a predicted model, not a curated record. Gene Ontology annotation, cellular component: cytosol. The coding region runs from base 237 to 1226 and encodes 329 amino acids. Gene Ontology annotation, biological process: heme biosynthetic process. Lineage: Eukaryota; Metazoa; Chordata; Mammalia; Artiodactyla; Bovidae.
UGCCCGUAGCGGGCGUGGCCUGCUCGCCUUCGCCGGGGGGCUGCGGUGAUCCGGGGAGUGCUGCUUCAGAAAGAGCCGCCCCGCCCGCACGUGGCCUCCGGGAGACUAAAGCCCGCGACAGCGUUGGCGGGAGCGGUGUCUCGGACUCCUUAGGGAGGCAGAGCUGAGCACACAGCAGACCCCCUGGGAGACCUCCAUUCCAACCAGCUGACUGUCCUGUGCCCCCCGUGCCCACCAUGCAUCCUCAGUCAGUUCUGCAUAGCGGCUACUUCCACCCACUGCUCUGGAACUGGCAGACAGCUGCCACCAGCCUCAGCGCCUCCAACCUCAUCUACCCCAUCUUUGUCACGGAUGUUCCUGAUGACAAACAGCCCAUCGCCAGCCUCCCAGGAGUGGCCAGGUAUGGUGUGAACCGGCUGGAAGAGAUGCUGAAACCCCUGGUGGAGGAGGGCCUACGCUGUGUCCUGAUCUUCGGUGUCCCCAGCAGAGUUCCCAAGGAUGAGCGGGGCUCCGCAGCCGACUCCGAGGACUCCCCGGCUAUCGAGGCCAUCCGUCUGUUGCGCAAGAAUUUCCCCAGCCUCCUGGUGGCCUGCGACGUGUGCCUGUGCCCCUACACCUCCCACGGUCACUGUGGGCUUCUGAGUGAGAAUGGGUCAUUCCAAGCUGAGGAGAGCCGCCAGCGGCUGGCAGAGGUGGCUCUGGCCUAUGCCAAGGCAGGGUGCCAGGUGGUGGCCCCGUCGGACAUGAUGGACGGACGCGUGGAAGCCAUCAAGGAAGCUCUGAUGGCACAUGGAUUCGGCAACAGGGUAUCAGUGAUGAGCUAUAGUGCCAAAUUCGCUUCUUGUUUCUAUGGACCUUUCCGGGACGCAGCUCAGUCGAGCCCGGCUUUUGGAGAUCGCCGCUGCUACCAGCUGCCACCCGGAGCACGAGGCCUGGCCCUCCGCGCGGUGGACCGGGAUGUUCGGGAGGGAGCGGACUUGCUUAUGGUGAAGCCAGGAACACCCUACCUGGACAUCGUACGGGAGGUAAAGAACAAGCACCCUGAGCUCCCCCUGGCUGUGUACCACGUUUCUGGAGAGUUCGCCAUGCUGUGGCACGGGGCCCAGGCUGGGGCAUUUGAUCUCAAGGCUGCUGUACUAGAGGUCAUGACUGCCUUCCGCAGAGCAGGUGCCGAUGUCAUCAUCACCUACUAUACGCCUCAGCUACUGCAGUGGCUGAAGGAGUGAUGGAGAAAGUGUACCAGAUUCAACGAGAACUUUUCUAUUCCUGAGCCUUGCAGAAGUGAAAACCAAAGUAAACGAUGCUUUUAGAACUGUGCACUCCUGCCCUCUUCCUGCUUAUGUGCUGGCGGGUGCCUGGAAGCCCUGGGCGGUUUCUGCCAGCCUGCCAAAUCAUCCCACUUGCAGCUACGUCCUCACUGGCUCUCCCAGGCUUCCCAGCCCCUCCUCUGGGUCAGUCCUGAAGCUCACCUCUGCCAACUCCGCUCCUUCCUCUGGGGUCACUUCAGCUGGAAAGCCACCAGGACUCAUGGCAUCAGCUCAGUGGGGUCUGGGAGAAGGGCUUGGAACAUUAAGGGAGAGAGGGAAGUUGAUUCUUGGACCCUAAGAAGCUCUGGAAAGCUGGAGGCCUCUGGCAGCAGAGGUGGGCACACAGGCCUAGGUUGACACCCUGGGUUUAGAGUUGACAUUUGCUGCAAUUCCACUGUAAAGCGAUCCCCACACAGGCCAGUGGUUGCCAGGCUGCCUGAGGUCUCCUGUUGUUCUCUGAGCCAUAAACCCAGAGAAGAAUUACUCAUUAACAAGCAGAAAAGAAUUAAUUUGUUAACAAGCAGGAACACUGCCGAAGGAUCAAAAUUCAGAAGCAAAGAGAGAAUUCCUGACUGUUGGCGAUGGCACCACCAAAAAGACUCUUUAUUGCAGAGAUAUUUCUUGAGAAGGUCUGCUUUGUGCCCACGCACAAUACCGGGUCCUGGGGAUAUAUAGCAGGACAGACUUCAGCUUGUCUCUGCGUGGAAUCUACACAAGGGAACCAGGGUGACAGAAAGAAAGCCAACAAGAAAACAGACAUAAGGCAGUUACAGAUGGUAAUAGUGCUUCCAGGGAAAGAAGGGGUCUGAGACAGAAUAACAGAUGAGGGGCCUCGCCUGAGAAGCCCUUCCUGAGAUUGAGGGGCAAGGAAAGGCCUUUAACAAGAGGAGAGGGAAGCGGACGUCAGAAGCUGCGAGAAGGACGGCAGAGUGUACAGGUUCCUGCAAUAGCAGGAACCCCAUCGUGGGAACCAGAUGAAGAAGAAGGUGCAUGACAGCACCAGAGGUUGGAAAGGUAGAUCCCACACUUCUAGGAAGCUUGGUUUCUAUUUUGCAUCUGAUAGAAAGCCAUCUAAAGGGUCUUAACCAGGCGUUAAUGUGUUCCAAUUUCCCCCAUUCUGCUGCUAUGAAAAAAAAUGGAGGGGCGAGCCAGAACCAGCCUGGUUGGGAGGCUGCUGCAGACCCCAGGGAACCAUGCCAGUGACCUGGACCAAGGUUGUGGCAGUGGAGAGCAAAGAAGCGGAAUGUGCUCAGGAUACUUUCUGAAGACCAAAUAAGCAAGCUUUGCCAAUGUUUUCCUGUUGGAGAAUUGAGGCAAGGACCGAGAUGCCUUCAUGGGUUUCUGGCUUGAAAAACAGGUCUCUAUUGGUUCUUCUAAGAGGAUUCGAUGUCAUGUUCCGCGCCCCCAGGUGAAAGUUCAGGCCCAGCUAGCGAGGGGCCAGUUUGUAAGUCCACCCACCUGUCUGCAGAGUGACAGAGAAUCCCAGCUCUAGAGCCAAAGCAAGACUAUUUUGGAUGUUAAAGCAGUAUAAUCUAUUUUAAAAUUUAGAAAUACCUGAGUUAGAGGCAGCUCCCCUCUGACUCCUGGUGCUCUUCCACAGAGCUGUGGCCACCUCAUCCUGUACUCAGCUUUUGGGAUGUGAAGAAUCACCUUGAGACCGAAAACAUGAGCGAUGAGCCACUGACGGGUCUGAGUUUGGACCAUGCCAGAACCUUGCACCACCUUCGUUUCUGUGCUCCCUGGCCCUGAACUCGUUUCUGAUUAGUGUGGAAGGGAACAUUCUUCAAGGUCAUCCCACACUCAUCAUUGCCAAGCUGAGAGGGGGCCCAGCUCUGUUCUAGGCACAAGGAGAUGGGAGGCAGACAUGCCCUUUAGGUACAAACCAUUCUCAGGAAGCAAAUAACUGUGUCCCGAGCCCCCAGGAGCUAACAUUGAGCAGAGUGAUGAUGGGGCUCCCUGAGGAGAAUCAGUGGGCAGACCUGUUACCACUGAGGUAGUGACAGGCGCUGGAAGGCCACCAGGUAUGACCUGGUAUGAAGGAUCCGAAAACAUCUCCCUGAGGUCUGACAUUUAGACCUAGACCUAGAAAGCAAGUAGCCAAGCUGACACAUGUUUAGGGACGAUCAUUCCCAGCCGAAGGGAUCCCGGGGCCAAAGUGAGCUGGACGGCUGGGGUUGCUGGAACACACAAAAGGUUUUUAAUGUUUUUUUUUUUAAUCUUUUUUAUUUUCUAAAUUAUGAAAAUAUGAUAACACGUUUACAGGAGACUUGGAAAAUACAGUACAAAGUUAAGAUUUUUAGUUGGAAUUUGAGUUUAUAGAAGCAUCUUGACAGCACUGUGGCAAAGCACAAGUAAGUGUGGCCUAGACUGAGUGUGACCGUCGGGGUGGAGAAGAGAAGAUUUAGGACUUAGGUGAGAGGUCAAGGGCAAACUUGGCUUGAGCUCCUGGGUGGCUGAUAGGCAGGCCAUUGACUGAGGUGAGAGCUUGGAAAGGGAAUCCUUAAAUUUAGCGUGGGUUUGCAGUGAAGAAGCUCUGUCUGUCAGUUAUUAUAUGACUCUCAAGGCCGCUCAACCAGUUUGUGGCAGAACUGGGUCUAGAACCCCAGUCACCAAAAACAGCAGAGCUGGGAUUUGAAAUCACACAGCCCAACUCGAAGGCCAUACCUACUCGGCUGUACCACCUCCCAAUAAACAGUAACAAAAUUAUAGCUCUAACACUGAUGCUCUUGGUAGCUCUAGUAACGGGGCACAUCCAGGGGCUGAGCUGCCUUCAGGCAUAUGGUCUAUGUGAGGGGCGCCCUCUGGAGUCAGGACUUAGCACCUGAGGUACCAUAAUUUUAUCCUUGGGCAGAGAACUCGGCUCUCACAAGCAGCGAGGCUUAUUAUUCUCAGAUUUCCAGGUAUCUGGUGAGCAUUAAGGGCCUCUCUCAACACAAUAUGAUUUUCUUAUUUCCCUCUCAGGACCUGCCAGCUUGGAUGGUAGCUUGUCCCUUAAUGCGGCAUCCCACAGACCACCACAGAUAACCAACACAUUGCCUCAUCCUCACUUUUCAUUUCACUAAGGUCCCUCAAACUACCUCAGUGGGCAUACGGUUGAGGUCCCCACAAACAACAAGCAUUUAAACCAGACAUUUUACAACCGACUUCCCAACUAGGGAAAGGGGAGUCCUGACCUUGCCCUGUGUGGACUCUGCCAAUUCCACACAUUAGGGCCUGUCACUUGCAGCGCCCCAUAUUCUGCCUUGUUCUGGGCACUCUUGGUGGCAAGUGACAGAUACAGUCUCUCCUGGAAGCCUGUAUCCCUUCCUAUCGUCAUCUGUGUUUGCCUCAGCUUGCCUUUAUUCUAAUAUGGGUUUUUGCCACUUGACAGCAGCAAGGUCCUUGUCUGUGAAAGUCGCUCAGUCAUGUCUGACUCUGCGAUGCCAUGGACUGUAGCCUGCCAGGCUCCUCUGUCCAUGAAGUCUCCAGGCAAGUAUACUGGAGUGGAUUGCCGUGCCCUUCUCCAGGGGAUCUUCCUGAUCCAGGGAUCAAACCUGGGUCUCCUGCACUGCAGGCAGAUUCUUUACCAUCUGAGCCACCAGGGAAGAUGGUCCUUAAUCCUUUCUAUCCCAGUAUUCACAUAGCAGAUCUCUGGAGGUCUCUGAUUGGUCCUGCUCAGGUCACACGACCAGCCUCAGUUUAGUCCCUGUGAACAAUGGCAUGGGAGAUGUGGCAAGGAGAUGUAAGGCUGGUAGGAUCUCAGCUUUUGCACCUGUGGUUGUCCCCUUUGCCUGGAGUGCUUUUUACCUAAACUCUUAACAGCGUUCUCCUUUUUCAUUGUUAAGAUCUUGGUUUAAAUGUCACGGCCUCAGAAAAAUCUGCUCUGACAUCAGAUUUAAAGUCAUUCCCCAGUUACUCUGUAUUAGUCAGGAUUCAUGUUCAGUAAUUAUAACAAAAGCCAAAAUAAUGAUAGCUUAAGAUGGAAAUGUGUUUCUGAGUAGUCUGGGCUACAUGAUCAGCUAUAUGGUGUGGGGGGUCAUGACUCCUGCCUUGUUCUGUCAUCAACGCAUCUUGGCUUCCAUCUCAUGAUCACAGUUGGCGGAUCCAGUUCCAACCAUCAGGCCCUCUUUCAGUCAGCAGAAAGAGGAGACGAGCAAGUAGAGGGCAUGCUACUUCUUCACAAGGGCACAACCUGAAAGUUGCACACAUCAUUUGCCCUUGUCUGAACUCAGUCCCAUGGCUACACCUAGUUGUGUAAGAAAGGCCGGAAAAGAGUCUGGUGGGGCAGCCCUGUGCUCAGCUAAAACUUAGAGAUUCAAUUACUAAGGAAGAUGGAGAGAUGGAUAUAGGGGCAAAUGGCCAUCCCCCCACAUGGAGUUUUUGUAAUGACAGACACAAUGGCCAGAAUAUCAAAGAAGUCCUUAGAGACCAUCAGGUUAAACACUCUAAUUCGAUAGAUGAGAGACAGACUCAGAGAGGGGACUUGUCCAAAUUCACACAAGCCAGUGUUAGACCAAGGCUGGAUCCAUAUCUCCUAACU